GCGCCAUUAUUACGAGAGAAGCACUCUGAGAAAUAGAGAGAGAGGGCAGCGUUCGCCUUUGUCUGGCCUUUCUGAACGUUCCAAUUCUCUCUCCUGUAGCGAGAAGUGUGGUCGAAUUUUCUCGCAUUUUCUAGCACUAUUCUCUCCGCUUGCUCCACGACUUUCUGGGUUUCGAGUCCCAGGCUUUAGUUCGGAGAUUUUUCAACCGUUUUAAUUUUCUCGUUUCUCCCGUUUCUUCAGGUUUCUCAGCAACCAAACGGAGUGUUUUACGCCUGUUCAAGGUGAUCCGGGGUCUGGUCUCCAGAGAGAGAGAAAGAGAGAGAGAGAGAGUAUUUUCUUCUCUUUUCCUCAGAUUUCUCAGCAUCUGAACAGGGGUAGCAUUUGCCAAAUUGUUUGUGUGUGUGUGAGAGAGAGAGAGAGAGAGAGAGAGAGAGAGAGAGAGAGAGAGAGAGGUUGUUGGGAAAAGUGUGGAACCUGUGAACUCUGAUGGCGAGGUACGGAGCGAAAAGUUCGGUUGCUUUGAGAUGGGUGUCGACGAUUUCUUCUGCCUUUUUCUUAGCCUCAAUGCUUGUUUCUGCUGAGCGGAAGCUGAACCCUGAAGCUUCAAGCUUUAGCGAAACGGAGGAACCUGAAACUCACUACCUUCUGAAAGUUGUAAACUUCUUAUGGCAAUCGAAUCGUUCGGGCUAUCAACAUGUUUGGCCGGAUUUGAAAUUUGGAUGGCAAAUUGUUCUUGGAAGCAUAAUUGGAUUCUUUGGAGCAGCAUUUGGGAGUGUCGGUGGUGUUGGCGGCGGUGGCAUUUUUGUUCCUAUGCUUAGCCUAGUAAUUGGGUUUGAUCCGAAAUCAGCAACAGCUAUAUCCAAAUGUAUGAUCAUGGGCGCAGCAGUUUCAACUGUUUACUAUAACCUCCGGCUAAGGCAUCCGACAAUUGAUAUUCCCAUCAUUGACUAUGAUUUGGCAUUGCUUAUCCAACCUAUGCUCAUGAUGGGGAUUAGUAUCGGAGUUGCUUUUAAUGUUAUUUUUGCUGACUGGAUGGUCACAGUCCUGCUAAUCGUUCUCUUCAUUGGCACAUCGACAAAGGCAUUCUUCAAGGGUGUUGAAUCAUGGAAAAAAGAAACCAUACUGAAAAAGGAGGCUGCUAAAAAUUUGGUGACAAAUGGUAAUGGUAAUGAACAUGUGGAAUACAAGCCUCUUCCUGGUGCCCCAACUAAUGACUCUAAAAAGGAGGCCAAGGAAGAAGCAGAGGUCGGCAUACUUGAAAAUGUUUACUGGAAGGAAUUUGGGCUUCUUGUUUUCGUUUGGGUUGCGUAUCUUGCUCUUCAGAUUGCUAAGAAUAAUACAGCUACUUGUUCAACAGCAUAUUGGGUAUGGAACCUGUUGCAGAUCCCAGUUUCUCUUGGGGUGUCUGGUUAUGAGGCAGUUAGCUUGUACAAGGGACGAAGAGUAAUUGCAUCUAAGGGAGAUGCAGGCACAAAUUUUAAGGUGCACCAGCUGGUUCUCUAUUGCUUCUUCGGUGUAUUGGCUGGCAUUGUUGGUGGGCUGCUUGGUUUGGGUGGAGGAUUUAUUAUGGGUCCCCUAUUUUUGGAGCUAGGAAUCCCCCCUCAGGUUUCAAGUGCCACAGCCACUUUUGCAAUGACUUUCUCCUCAUCCAUGUCUGUUGUAGAAUAUUACCUCAUAAAACGUUUUCCAGUUCCUUAUGCUCUCUACUUUGUUGCAGUGGCAACUGUUGCAGCUUUUGUUGGCCAACAUAUCGUGAGAAGGCUGAUCAUCAUAAUGGGAAGAGCAUCCCUGAUAAUUUUCAUUCUAGCCUUCACAAUUUUUGUGAGUGCAAUAUCUCUAGGUGGGGUUGGCAUAUCAAAUAUGAUUGGGAAGAUCGAACAGAAUGAGUACAUGGGAUUUGAGAAUCUUUGCAAGUAUGAUGGCUAAUAUGUUUAUCAUUUUCCUUUUUUUAGUGUGAAAUUUUUUUGAGAGGCACCAAAUCCGUGCACCCAGGCUAUGGAUUGGCGUAAUGCUGUGUACCAAUUCUUGGUUUGAUAGGAUAACUAUAAACUAUUGCUUCCUAGCAAUUUUAUCAAACUAAAAACACUUAAAGUACUUUGUGAGAUAUCUUUUCUUUAUUUGAUUAGUGAGAUGAUGGAAGAAGAAGCGAAGGUUUUAAAUUAGAAUUAGUUGUUUUGUGGAUCCAAAUUUCUUUGUUUUCCUAUUGGUAAGUCAAUGGAUUCUAGAGGAGAACAUUCUCUCUCUACCAGAA
Molecule: messenger RNA, 2251 nt
Organism: Malania oleifera
Lineage: Eukaryota; Viridiplantae; Streptophyta; Magnoliopsida; Santalales; Ximeniaceae
Product: sulfite exporter TauE/SafE family protein 3
Exons: 12
Coding region: 487-1926 (479 amino acids)
Biological process (GO): protein ubiquitination
Cellular component (GO): Cul4A-RING E3 ubiquitin ligase complex; membrane
Source: RefSeq, a predicted model, not a curated record